UGGGUGGGGGGAGAUUCUGAUGCAAUCGGCCCCGAAAGGAGGAGGAGAGACAGGAGAGCGCGGGCUGGGGCAGCCACGCCGCUCCGCCUGAAGGUCGCCGCCCUUCACCUUCCUCGGAAAUCCGCCACGCCACGCUGAGCCUCCCCGCCCAGACCUCACUGACGGAGGCCACCUUUCCUCCGCUGAGGCAGCCAGACCUUGACACAAAGGACAUCGCACGGCCGGGGGAAAAUCCCGGAAGGGCGGAUACCUUGACGUCUCCUUUUGCCACUUUUCCUUUAUCGCCCGAGAUAUUUAUCGAGUGCCUACUGUGUGCCAGGCACUAUAUCUAUGUGCAUAGAAAAAUCCUUGAAGGUUAUACUCCAAUAUAUAUACAGUGAUCAUCCCUGCUUGCUGAGAUAACAGGGGUGUGAACCUUAUAUUUUUGCUGCUAUCCAUUUGUAAAUACACUCAGAAAAGGAGGCUUUGGACGACAGGUACUUUCUAAACAUGAUGCAUUUCAAAAGUGGACUCGAAUUAACUGAAUUGCAAAACAUGACAGUGCCCGAAGAUGAUAACAUUAGCAAUGAUUCCAAUGAUUUCACCGAGGUAGAAAAUGGUCAGAUAAAUAGCAAGUUUAUUUCUGAUCGUGAAAGUAGAAGGAGUCUCACGAACAGCCAUUUGGAAAAAAAGAAAUGUGAUGACUAUAUUCCAGGAACAACCUCCUUGGGCAUGUCUGUUUUUAACCUAAGCAACGCCAUUAUAGGUAGUGGGAUUUUGGGACUCUCCUUCGCCCUGGCAAAUACCGGAAUCCUACUUUUUCUGGUACUUUUGACUUCAGUAACACUGCUGUCUAUAUAUUCAAUCAACCUUCUGUUGAUCUGUUCAAAGGAAACAGGCUGCAUGGUUUAUGAAAAGCUGGGAGAACAGGUCUUUGGCACCACAGGGAAACUUGUCAUCUUUGGAGCCACCUCCCUACAGAACACUGGAGCAAUGCUGAGCUACCUCUUCAUAGUAAAAAAUGAACUACCCUCUGCCAUAAAGUUUCUAAUGGGAAAGGAAGAGACAUUUUCAGCCUGGUACGUGGAUGGCCGCCUUCUGGUGGUGGUAGUUACCUUUGGCAUAAUUCUCCCUCUGUGUCUCUUGAAGAACUUAGGCUAUCUUGGCUAUACUAGUGGAUUCUCCUUGAGCUGUAUGGUUUUUUUCCUAAUUGUGGUUAUAUACAAGAAAUUUCAAAUUCCCUGCAUUGUUCCAGAGCUAAAUUCAACAAUAAGUGCUAAUUCAACAAAUGCUGACAUGUGUACGCCAAAAUAUGUUACCUUCAAUUCAAAGACCGUGUAUGCUUUACCAACAAUUGCAUUUGCAUUUGUCUGCCACCCGUCUGUCCUGCCAAUUUACAGCGAGCUUAAAGAUCGAUCACAGAAAAAGAUGCAGAUGGUUUCAAAUAUCUCCUUUUUCGCCAUGUUUGUUAUGUAUUUCUUGACUGCCAUUUUUGGCUACUUGACAUUCUAUGAAAACGUGCAUUCGGACCUCCUCCACAAGUAUCAGAGUAAAGAUGACAUCCUCAUCCUGACCGUGCGGCUGGCUGUCAUUGUCGCUGUCAUCCUCACGGUGCCGGUGUUAUUUUUCACGGUUCGUUCUUCUUUAUUUGAACUGGCUAAGAAAACAAAGUUUAAUUUAUGUCGUCAUGUCUUGGUGACCUUCAUACUCCUGGUUAUUAUCAACUUGUUGGUGAUCUUCAUACCCUCCAUGAAGGAUAUUUUUGGAGUCGUAGGAGUUACGUCUGCUAAUAUGCUUAUUUUCAUUCUUCCUUCAUCUCUUUAUUUAAAAAUCACAAGCCAAGAUGGAGAUAAAGGAACUCAACAAAUUUGGGCUGCCCUUUUCUUGGGUCUGGGGGUGGUGUUUUCCCUGGUCAGCAUUCCCUUGGUUAUCUACGACUGGGCCUGCUCAUCAAGUGGUGAUGAAGGCCACUGAGACCAGAUGGAAAAGGAAACAGUCAAGUUACCACUCAUCAGCAAGCCCUCAUCACAUCCUUUGCAAGUUUACAGAAGCAAACAGAAAU
Messenger RNA from Physeter macrocephalus (sperm whale), 2041 nucleotides. RefSeq names its product solute carrier family 38 member 1 (gene SLC38A1). Gene Ontology annotation, biological process: L-glutamine transport; amino acid transmembrane transport. NCBI's taxonomy places the organism in Eukaryota, Metazoa, Chordata, Mammalia, Artiodactyla, Physeteridae. The record is from RefSeq and is a predicted model, not a curated record. Gene Ontology annotation, molecular function: L-glutamine transmembrane transporter activity. The transcript has 17 exons. Bases 490 to 1953 code for a protein of 487 amino acids. Gene Ontology annotation, cellular component: plasma membrane.